CAAAAAAGGAAGUAAAAGUGUAUAGAAAUGUUUAGAAAAUGAAAAUUACUGUGUUCCCUAUUUAAUGGCCUUGCUUAGAAAGGAUGUCAUCAGAGAACCUACCUGCAAGGUUCCCCCAGACGCCCGUCUCAGCCAGGCCAGCAGCAGCCUCAUUUGCCCCAUGGCCUUCGUGCUCUCUCUACUGACCGCCCUGGUGGUGUUCAGCUACGGCCCUGGUGGAUCUCUGGGCUGCGACCUGUCUCAGAACCACGUGCGGAUUAGCAGGAAGAACUUCAUGGUUCUGGGCCAGAUGAGGAGAAUCUCCCCUCACUUCUGUCUGAAGGACAGAAAAGACUUCGGUUUCCCCCAGGACAUGGUGGAUGGCAGCCAGCUCCUGAAGGCCCAGGCCACCUCUGUCCUCCACGAGAUGCUCCAGCAGAUCUUCCGCCUCUUCCACACAGAGCGCUCCUCUGCCGCCUGGGACACCUCCCUCCUGGACAAACUCCACACUGGACUCCAUCAGCAGCUGGAGGACCUGGACGCCUGCUUGGUGCAGGCGAUGGGAGAUGAAGAAUCUGCCCUGGGAGUGACGGGCCCUACACUGGCCAUGAAGAGGUACUUCCAGGGAAUCCACCUCUACCUGAAAGAGAAGAAAUACAGUGACUGUGCCUGGGAAAUUGUCAGAGUGGAAAUCAUGAGAGCCUUGUCUUCAUCAACCAACUUGCAAGAAAGGAUAAGAAUUAUGGAUGGAGACCUGGGGUCACCUUGAAAUGAUUCUCAUUGACUA
Messenger RNA from Physeter macrocephalus (sperm whale), 766 nucleotides. RefSeq names its product interferon omega-1-like. Gene Ontology annotation, biological process: defense response. Gene Ontology annotation, molecular function: cytokine receptor binding. The coding region runs from base 65 to 748 and encodes 227 amino acids. Lineage: Eukaryota; Metazoa; Chordata; Mammalia; Artiodactyla; Physeteridae. The record is from RefSeq and is a predicted model, not a curated record. Gene Ontology annotation, cellular component: extracellular region. The transcript has a single exon.